AUGGCGACCUACACUUCGACGGACGAUUUAGAACGUAAUGGGAAGACUGGCGUGGGUCUCACUGAUGUUGAGAAACAGCGGACUGUCGAGUUUGGCUCUGCACCAGCAGCAGCACCGAAGAGUUUGGGCGCUGGCACGGCACUCCCAAUAGGCGUCUUCGCAACAACAUUAACAACUCUAUCACUGGGCCUGAUGGAAUGGCGCGGCGUAACCAUCUACAACGCCUUCAUCGCAAACUUCUUCUUCGCCGCUGCCUUCGGGCUCGUCAUAACCGCACAGUGGGAACUAUCCAUCGGAAACGGCUUCUCCUACACCGUCUUCAGCUCCUUCGGUCUAUUCUACGCGGGCUUCGGCGCUAUUCUCACACCAGCGUUCGGUGUUAUCGAAGCCUAUGGUGAUGAUAAGAAGCAGCUUAACAACGCCCUCGGCUUCUUCAUGAUCAUGUGGACCGUUCUCACCCUCACCUUCCUAAUCGCCUCAUUACCCACAAACCUAGUCUUCAUCGCCAUCUUCUUCACCGUGGAACUGGGUUUCUUGCUCACCUCUGCGAGUUACUUUGCUGCGGCCGACGGCCACCCAAAUAGCGCGCUUGCGCUCAAGAAGGGAGGCGGGGGUUUUUGCUUCGUGUCUGGGAUAAUCGGCUGGUAUAUGAUGUUUCAUCUGUUGCUUAAAGAUUCGAUUGUUGAAUUGCCGCUUGGUGAUACUUCGAGGUACUUUGCAAAGACUAGGAAGAUCCAGUGA
Messenger RNA from Pyrenophora tritici-repentis Pt-1C-BFP, 741 nucleotides. Its product is annotated as Grp1-Fun34-YaaH multi-domain protein. The record is from RefSeq and is a predicted model, not a curated record. Gene Ontology annotation, cellular component: plasma membrane. NCBI's taxonomy places the organism in Eukaryota, Fungi, Ascomycota, Dothideomycetes, Pleosporales, Pleosporaceae. Gene Ontology annotation, molecular function: acetate transmembrane transporter activity.